AUGAAGGGUAUUCUUGUAAAUACUGUUACUGAGCUGGAACCUUACGUGUUGGAAUAUACUAAUACGUCUAUCACUCCGCCAACUUAUUCGGUUGGACCACUUUUGCAUCUUGAGCACCAAGUGGACGAGACACAAGAGGAGAUAUUGAGGUGGCUGGACGAGAAACCAGCUAGAUCAGUAGUGUUUCUAUGCUUCGGGAGAAUGGGAGGCUUCGGUGAGGAACAAGUACAAGAAAUAGCAGUGGCACUUGACCGAUGUGGCCAUAGUUUUAUAUGGUCUCUACGUCGCUCUUCACCGAAUAUACUAAAUGAGCAUCCUGAAGAGUUUAAGAAUCUUGAGGAAGUUCUCCCGAGAGGGUUCUUGGAACGGACACAAGAGAGAGGUAAAGUGAUCGGAUGGGCUCCACAGGUGGCCAUUCUCGCAAGUCCAGCGAUAGGAGGUUUUUUCACUCAUUGUGGGUGGAACUCGUUGCUAGAGAGUCUUUGGUUCGGUGUUCCAACAGCUGCUUGGCCGUUGUACGCAGAGCAAAAGUUCAACGCGUUUGAGAUGGUGGAAGAGCUUGGACUGGCUGUGGAGAUUAAAAGGUACUGGAGAGGCGAUCAUUUGGGAGGAGUGGCGGCAGUGGAAUUGGUGAAGGCGGAGGAGAUUGAGAGAGCAGUGAGGUGUCUGAUGGAGCAGGAUUGUGACGUGAGGAAGAGAGUGAAGGAGAUGAGCAAGAAAUGUCAUGCAGCUUUAAUGGGUGAUGGAUCAUCGCGUAUUGCUUUGCAAAGAUUCAUCCAAGACGUUGCCAAGAAUAUGGCACUGUAA
This is a messenger RNA of Eruca vesicaria subsp. sativa (arugula), 807 nucleotides long. The record is from the annotation of a GenBank genome assembly. Lineage: Eukaryota; Viridiplantae; Streptophyta; Magnoliopsida; Brassicales; Brassicaceae.